This is a messenger RNA of Gymnodraco acuticeps, 2938 nucleotides long. It is a transcript of the gene eif4g2b, whose product is annotated as eukaryotic translation initiation factor 4, gamma 2b. Lineage: Eukaryota; Metazoa; Chordata; Actinopteri; Perciformes; Bathydraconidae. Gene Ontology annotation, molecular function: protein binding; translation initiation factor activity; mRNA binding. The record is from RefSeq and is a predicted model, not a curated record. Gene Ontology annotation, cellular component: eukaryotic translation initiation factor 4F complex.
AUGACGAUAAAUCGGCUUAUUUUAUGCUUUUGUAUCUUUAUUUUUGUCAUAUUAUACGCACCGUUUCCCCCAUCCCCUCCUGAUACUCUUAUUCUUUUAAGUAUUCUUCAUUGUCAAGCCGCCAAAGUGGAGAGUUUGAUUGCAGAAGGGGGUGCUUCUCGUUUCAGUGCUUCUUCGGGGGGAGGAGGUGGUAGGGGCGCACCUCAGCACUAUCCCAAGACUGUCGGCAACAGCGAGUUCCUGGGGAAAACCCCAGGGCAAAGCGUUCAGAUAUGGGUUCCUUCCCGAAGCACUAGACGAGAUGUCAACUCCAGCAACGAAAAAGAGCGACACGAUGCAAUCUUCAGGAAAGUGAGGGGCAUACUCAACAAACUCACGCCUGAAAGGUUUGACAAGCUAUGCCUCGAGCUCCUCAACGUGGGCGUAGAUUCCAAACUCGUCCUUAAAGGAAUCAUCUUGCUGAUUGUAGACAAAGCCCUAGAAGAGCCGAAGUAUAGCUCGCUCUAUGCUCAGCUAUGUCUGCGCUUGGCAGAGGACGCACCAAACUUUGAUGGCCCUUCAUCUGAGAUCCAAACAUCCCAAAAGCAGAGCACAACUUUCAGACGACUGCUAAUUUCCAAACUUCAAGAUGAAUUUGAAAACCGCACCAGAAAUGUUGAAAUCUAUGACAAACAUGACAACCCUCUUACUUCUGAGGAGGAGGAGCAGCGUUCCAUUGCCAAGAGAAAGAUGCUUGGCAACAUCAAAUUCAUCGGGGAACUUGGCAAACUCGACCUCAUCCACGAAUCUAUCCUUCACAAGUGCAUCAAAACACUGCUGGAAAAGAAGAAAAGAGUCCAGCUCAAGGACAUGGGGGAGGAUCUGGAGUGCCUCUGUCAGAUAAUGAGAACAGUGGGGCCGAGACUCGACCACAACAAAGCAAAGUCUUUAAUGGAUCAGUAUUUUGGCCGUAUCCGAUCCUUAAUGAACAACAAGGAGUUGCCCGCAAGGAUCCGCUUCCUGCUCCAAGACACAGUGGAACUGCGAGAAAACAACUGGAUCCCCCGCAAGGCUUUCAUUGACAACGGACCAAAGAUGAUUCACCAGAUCCGUCAGGAGGCAGUGAAAGAUUUGAGUGUUUUCAUCCCAGCACCCAUGUCUCAGGGGAUGAGGAUGGACUUCUUCCUGGAAAGCCCCUUCAUGCCCAACAGAAUGAAACUGGACAGGGAGACUCUCGGGGGAUUGGCCGAUAUGUUUGGGCAGAUGCCAGGCGGUGGGAUUGGAACUGGCCCUGGGGUUAUUCAGGAUCGGUACUCGCCCACCAUGGGACGCCAUCGCACCAACCCGCUCUUCAACGGCCACAGUGGCCACAUCGCCCCCCCCGCCCAGUCACAGUUCGACGUGGGGCAAAAGUCUUUCGUUAAGUCCAACCAGGUUCAGAACCAGCAUUUCCUCAACCAGAACCAGAACCACCUGGCCCAGCAGCAAGUCCAGUCCAAGGACAUGCCUCCCCGAUUCAGCAAGAAAGGACAGCUCAAUGCAGACGAGAUCAGCCUCAGACCUGCUCAGUCAUUCCUCCUCAACAAGAACCAGGUACCCAAACUCCAGCUUCAGAUCCCCACCAUGAUGCCUCCCAGCGCCCAGCCCCCCCGCACUCAGACCCCCCCUCUGGGACAGCCCCCACAGCUCGGCCUGAAGACCAACCCUCCGCCCAUCCAAGAGAAACCUCAGAAGAUCAACAAGAAACCCCCGCCUGCCAAGGAGGAACUGCUUAAAAUGACGGAGACGCUGGUGACGGAGUACCUGAACAGUAAGAACCUGACGGAGGCCGUGAGCAGCGCCAAAGAGAUGAAAGCUCCAAAGCACUUCCUGCCGGAGAUGCUGAGUAAGAUCAUCGUGUUUUCCCUGGACCGUCCUGACGAGGACAAGGAGCGCGCCAGCACUCUGAUCCACACGCUGCACUCAGAGGGCCUCGUCACCGCAGAGAACUUCAUGCAGGCCUUCCUCAGCGUCCUGGACCAGUGCCCUAAGAUCGAGCAGGACGUCCCGCUGGUGAAGUCCUUCCUGGCCCAGUUUGCGGCACGGGCCGUCAUGGCGGAGCUGGUGAGCGUGGCGGAGCUGGCCCACCCGCUGGAGAACGGCACGCACUUCCCCCUCUUCCUGCUCUGCCUGCAGCAGACCGCCAAGCUGAAGGACCGAGAGUGGCUCACCGACAUCUUCCAGCUGAGCAAGGUCAACAUGCAGAAGAUGCUCCCAGAAAUCGAUCAGAACAAAGACCGCAUGCUGGAGAUCCUGGAGGGGAAGGGUCUGAGCUUCCUGUUCCCGCUGCUGAAGCUGGAGAAGGAGCUGCUGAAGCAGAUCCAGGCAGACCCCUCCCCUCAGUCCAUCUACAAGUGGAUCAAAGACAACAUCUCGCCCAAGCUCCACACCGACAAAGGCUUUGUCAACAUCCUCAUGACCAGUUUCCUGCAGUUCAUCUCCCAUGAGCUGAGCGUGUCGGAGGCCGAGGAACAGCUGGCGGCGCCCUCCAGAGACCUCCUGGAGCAGGAGAAGCAGCUGCUGCUCGCCUUCAAGCCCGUCAUGCAGAAGUUCCUCCAUGACCACACCGAGCUGCAGGUCAGCGCGCUCUACGCCCUGCAGGUGCACUGCAACGCCAGCGCCUUCCCCAAAGGCUUGCUGCUGCGCUACUUUGCCAACUUUUACGACAUGGAGAUCAUCGAAGAAGAAGCCUUCCUCGCAUGGAAAGAAGAUAUAAGUCAAGAAUUCCCCGGGAAAGGGAAGUCUUUAUUCCAGGUACAGCGACGCCCUCACAGCGGGGUCUGAGUGGUUCUCAAACACCUGCAGUAAUUACUUUGACCUCAUUUCCUCCACUGUUCACAACCACCAUGUUACUUCUCCAUCAGCAGCCUAACCCUUCCAAGCAACACAACACGUGUGUUGAAGUCUAAUUGUAUCACUG